AUGGCUGAUCACCCCAACAAGUUAGCCUUUGAAGAAGGUGCUCGUUACAUCUUCAACAACUGGACUGCUCUCAAACUCGCUGUUGAGCAAGACUGGGGAGGAGUUGAGUCUCCUGAAAAGAAAGAAUGGUUUAUUGACGUUGUUAUUGACUACUUUGGCAAGCAAGGAAAAAAGUUGGAUGUAGAUGAUAUUGAAGUUGUUUUGAGUCAAAUCAUGUCUGAUGAGUUUCAUGCAACAUUGGAAGAUGAUUCACCUUAUUUGGUUGCCAAGCAUUUGUACGAAUUGUUUAAUCAGUGUAUCCAUGGUAAUUAUGCAGAAGUAGAGCGUCUUCGUGAAAAGGCCAAGGUGCAGAACUCUUAUAUGGCUGCUUCAAGUAGCAUGAAGCAAGGAGAUGAUAGUGACAAUGAUGAUGAAGGUGAUGGUUCAUUAAAUGGCAAUGAUGAUGAUAAUGAAGAUGACGAUCAAAUGGAAGAAGCUCCUCAAGAACCUCUUGUAGAUGAAGAUGGCUGGGAAACUGUCCGCCGUAAAUAA
Molecule: messenger RNA, 531 nt
Organism: Gilbertella persicaria
Lineage: Eukaryota; Fungi; Mucoromycota; Mucoromycetes; Mucorales; Choanephoraceae
Product: Pre-rRNA-processing protein TSR2-domain-containing protein
Exons: 3
Coding region: 1-531 (176 amino acids)
Biological process (GO): maturation of SSU-rRNA from tricistronic rRNA transcript (SSU-rRNA, 5.8S rRNA, LSU-rRNA)
Cellular component (GO): nucleus
Source: RefSeq, a predicted model, not a curated record